AAACACUAAAACCCUUGGGUUUAGGGACAAAAACAGAGAGCCCCAGCAACUGGGUUCACUUCACUUCACUUCUCUUCUUCUUUCUCUGUCCUUUGUUCAAAACUUGGAAAUUUUGUGCCUUUUUUUAACAAAAACAUUUCUGGGUUUUCUUCAAAACUUGGAAAUUUUGUGCCUUUCUUUAACAAAAAUCAUUUCUGGGUUUGUUUGUUGUGAUGUUGCGCCGACCUGGGUUGACCUCAGCUUGGAAUAUCCGGCGGCUUUCGACAGCGGUACGACAUCGUAUUGAGGACGAAGGUGACUGGUUUUACUCAUCUGAGUGGUGGGGAACGGAUUCCACCGAUGGAGAUGGACACACUGUUUUCCGAUCAACUUCUGAUAAAGGCAAUGGGAUUGUUUCUGUAGCAGCUUAUUCUUCUUCAAAGCCCAGUGAAGUUUAUUGGCCAACAAUAGAAAAUUGGCUUCAAAAGAGGUAUCUUGAAGCAAACCCAGAUGUGAAACACAAAGAAAGAUUCAAUAUACUUGGAUAUCAAUGGAGGGUGCUUCGUUUCAAUGGUGUUACUCGCCAAAGUACUGUGAAAGUAUUGGCUGCUAACCGUGAUUCUGAGCCUGGUUCUGUUUUCCUCAUGCAACAGCCACAUUGCCUUGCUGUUCCAUAUUUGAAGAGUAUGGUAUCGGUUGGAUUGGCCACCAUAGCAUCAUGUAAUUAUGAUAUUAAGAGUGCAGUUGAGGGGAAGAAGCAAAUGCGUGUGUUAUGCAUUGGUCAUGGUGGAGGAAGCUUGCCCUUGUUUAUAGCUAGUAAAAUUCCGGGUGCUGAGGUUCACAUAGUUGAAAUUGAUCCUCUAGUUAUAUCAGCAUCAAUUCAAGCUAUGGGGUUUCCAGCUUUCUCAGUCAUGACUCCAUCAGGGAAUCAAGCCUUCUCCAAACCAGAUUCGACGGAUGAAGUUAUGUGGAAAGGCACUCACGAAAGGUUGUACCUUUAUGAGUCAGAUGCAGAGAAGUUCAUACUCAAGAACACCAACUUAUAUGAUAUGAUUUUCAUUGAUGCUUAUGAUGGCGAGGACAUCUUCCCUCGCCAAUUAUGGGACCCGGAUUCCCCUUUUCUAAAAGCUCUCAGUAAUCAGCUUCAUCCCAAACAUGGGACUGUUGUGGUGAACCUUCACUCAGACUCUGAGCUCUUAGAUCCCGACGGCUCUGUUCCAUCUGUUCUCGAGCAAAUCUUGCCAAUGGGGAAAUAUGUUUCUCAAGUUGGCCGAGCCUAUAAAGAUGUAUUGGGUGAAAAUACAAGCUCCAAUGGAGAGAAAAAGUCUGGUUUGGGAUUCACUGUGUCAGUUCCUUGGAUAUGCAAUACAACUCUGGUUGUUUGCAAAGGUUUCGGAAUGAUUGAUGGGAAUUAUGAUAGAGAUGUUAUAUUGAAUACCCUUAUAUCCAAAUCCAUAGAAAUGGAACACAUUAUGAACUUACCAUUCUCUUGUUUGCAGUAUGUAAAGAGAGGACUUAAGCUUGUUGAUUAAUACUAUGCACUUUUCUUCACUCAA
This is a messenger RNA of Cannabis sativa, 1535 nucleotides long. RefSeq lists its product as uncharacterized. The transcript is spliced from 4 exons. The coding region runs from base 213 to 1511 and encodes 432 amino acids. Lineage: Eukaryota; Viridiplantae; Streptophyta; Magnoliopsida; Rosales; Cannabaceae. The record is from RefSeq and is a predicted model, not a curated record.